UUUUCUUGAUAAAAGAUGAUGUUUAGGGUUUUAGUAAUACUAGUGGUGAUGUUAUUAGUACCUGCAACUUUAGGUCAGCUACCUUCACAAGAUAUAUUAGCAUUACUUGAAUUCAAAAAGGGUAUAAAACACGACCCAACUGGGUUUGUACUUAGUUCUUGGAAUGAAGAAUCUAUUGACUUUAAUGGUUGUCCUGCUUCUUGGAAUGGUAUUAUGUGUAAUGCUGGUAAUGUUGCUGGUGUAGUUCUCGAUCAUUUGUCGUUAUCGGCUGACGUCGAUUUGAAUGUUUUUGCUAAUCUUACUAAAUUAGUUAAGCUUUCAAUGUCUAAUAAUUCCAUUUCUGGUAAAUUUCCUACAAAGAUAGGGGGUAUGCUUGAGUUUCUAGAUAUCUCGGAUAAUUUGUUUAACUCGAGUCUACCGAAAGAUAUUGGUAAAGUUGUUGGUUUAAGGAAUAUGUCUUUAGCUGGAAAUAACUUUUCGGGUUCCAUUCCUGAUUGGAUUUCAGGGCUUAGUUCAAUACAGUCUUUAGAUUUAAGCCGUAACUCGUUUUCUGGACCCAUCCCACCGUCUUUAACACAGUUGAACAAUUUGGUGUAUCUAAAUCUGUCUGUUAAUGUGUUAACGAAGAGAAUGCCGAAAGGUUUUCUUGAUAUGGGAGUUCUUGAGGUUAUUGAUUUGCAUGGAAAUAUGUUUGAUGGGGAUCUUGAUGCUCAGUUUUUGCUUUUGACAACUGCCACUUACGUUGAUUUUAGUGGGAAUUUGCUUACGAGUACUACAAGUCCAAACGACAAAUUUUUGCCUGGAAUUUCUGAAACUAUUAGGUAUUUAAAUCUUAGUCGGAACCAGGUAACCGGAUCGUUAGUUAGUGGGGGAGUGGCUCAGAUGUUUGGGAGCUUAAUUGUGUUGGAUUUGAGCUACAAUCAGUUCUCUGGUGAACUUCCAAGUUUCAACUUUGCUUAUAAUCUUCAAAUCCUUAAGCUUUCAAAUAACAAGUUUUCGGGGUUUAUACCAAAUGAUCUUUUGAAAGGUGACUCAUUGGUUCUAACCGAGUUGGACUUGAGUGGCAAUAACUUCACAGGGGCAAUCAGUAUGAUAAUGUCGACAACACUUCAAGUUCUUAAUCUAUCUUCCAAUGGUCUCACGGGUGAGCUUCCAUUGGUCACUGGUGGCUGUGUUGUUCUUGAUUUGUCAAAGAACAGCUUUGAAGGAAAUUUGACCAAAAUGGUGAAAUGGGGAAACCUGGAGUUUCUUGAUCUUAGCCAGAAUCGCUUAACUGGUACGUUCCCUAAGGUAACGGGUCAGUUCUUGCGCCUUAACCACCUGAACGUCUCUCAUAAUUCUCUUGAUUCGACAAUCCCAGAAGUAAUCACACAGUUUCCGCGACUCUCGGUUCUUGAUAUGGGGUUCAACAAGUUUGAUGGACCAUUCCCGAAUGGUUUAUUAUCUAUGCCUACUUUACAAGAACUUCAUCUUGAAAGUAAUAGAGUUUCAGGAACUAUCAGUUUGUUUUCGUCUUCAUUUGUACCUAAUGUAUCCAAUAUUCAGGUUCUUGAUGUGUCUGAUAAUCAGCUUGGUGGCGAUUUUCCUGAUGGGUUUAGUUCGUUGACUGAACUCAAAUUUCUUGAUAUAUCUGGAAACAAUUUCUCAGGCUCUUUACCAUUGUCUUUGACUGGACUUACAGGUCUUGUUUCUUUAGAUAUUUCUCAAAAUCAUUUCUCAGGUCCGUUACUAAAGAACUUGACUAACGAUCUAACGAGCUUUAAUGCAUCUUAUAAUGAUCUCUCUGGUGUUGUUCCUGAGAAUUUGAGAAAAUUUCCAGAGUCUUCUUUCUUUCCUGGGAAUUCCGAUUUGCAAUUUCCUAAUCCUCCUCCAGGACCAAACACCCGGGGAUUGUCCAGCAAGAAAAAACCUAUCAAAACCAUUUUUAAAGUGCUGGUCAUUGUUGCUUGUAUUAUCGCUGUGGUGAUUUUGAUUCUUCUGGCAAUUUUUAUUCAUUUCAUGCGGAUUUCACGACGGCCUCUUCCACAAGAAGUUGGGACGAAAGACGUCGAACAUCGUCAAACUUCCCAUGGAAGUGGUGGUGGAAUGACUGUUUCCACUGGAGAUAUUGUUACUUCUCGAAAAGGUUCUUCAUCAGAGUUAAUUACUCCGGAAAAGAUUGGUGGAGGGGCAGUGACAAGUUUUUCACCAUCUAAAAACAGUGGCUUCUCUUACUCGCCUGAUUCUGGUGACUCUUAUACUGUUGAGAAUCUCUCAAGACUUGAUGUGAGGUCACCUGAUCGAUUGGCCGGUGAACUUUAUUUUCUUGAUGACACCGUCUCAUUUUCACCCGAGGAAUUAUCACGGGCCCCUGCUGAAGUUUUGGGAAGGAGUAGCCAUGGCACUUCAUACAGAGCCACACUAGACAAUGGAUUGUUGUUGACUGUCAAAUGGCUAAGAGAAGGGGUUGCAAAACAGAGAAAAGAUUUUGCUAAAGAGGCAAAAAAGUUUGCUAAUAUACGGCAUCCGAAUGUUGUUGGGUUACGAGGAUACUAUUGGGGGCCCACACAACAUGAGAAGCUGAUUCUUUCAGAUUACAUAUCUCCCGGAAGUCUUGCCAGUUUCCUCUAUGAUCGACCUGGAAGAAAAGGUCCACCAUUGACAUGGGGACAGAGGCUGAAAAUAGCAGUUGACAUUGCUCGUGGACUAAACUACCUCCAUUUUGACCGCGCAAUUCCACACGGAAACCUAAAGUCAACAAACAUUUUGUUAGAUGGUGUAGAUUUAAAUGCCCGUGUAGCAGAUUACUGUCUUCACCGUCUGAUGACCCAAGCGGGAACAAUAGAGCAGAUUCUCGAUGCUGGGGUGCUAGGCUAUCGUGCACCUGAGCUGGCUGCUUCAAAACGCCCACUUCCUUCCUUCAAAUCAGAUAUUUAUGCAUUUGGAGUUAUUUUACUGGAGCUUUUGACUGGAAAGUGUGCGGGUGAUGUGGUGUCGGGUGAAGACGGUGGUGGUGUUGAUUUGAACGAUUGGGUUCGGCUGAAGGUGGCAGAGGGACAUGGUGCUGAUUGUUUUGAUGCGGUUUUAAUAACAGAAAUGGGAACACCGGCUGCUGAUAAGGGAAUGAAAGAUGUUCUAGGGAUUGCGUUAAGGUGUAUACGGCCACUUUCUGAGCGGCCGGGAAUCAAGACUGUGUACGAGGAUCUUUCGUCUAUAUAAGUAGCUAGUUUUUGCCUCUAUCUUUUUAUGGUUUUCUGUUAACUUAGAUUAGGGAUUGAACUGGUGGAAUCAAUACUUCAUUGCUCCUACCCUUUUUUUAUAUAUUUUUCUGGUGAUUUCUGAA
Molecule: messenger RNA, 3322 nt
Organism: Erigeron canadensis
Lineage: Eukaryota; Viridiplantae; Streptophyta; Magnoliopsida; Asterales; Asteraceae
Product: LRR receptor-like serine/threonine-protein kinase GHR1
Exons: 3
Coding region: 16-3198 (1060 amino acids)
Biological process (GO): protein phosphorylation
Molecular function (GO): protein binding; ATP binding; protein kinase activity
Source: RefSeq, a predicted model, not a curated record